Messenger RNA from Aedes albopictus (Asian tiger mosquito), 2299 nucleotides. Its product is annotated as outer dynein arm-docking complex subunit 4-like. The coding region runs from base 41 to 1696 and encodes 551 amino acids. NCBI's taxonomy places the organism in Eukaryota, Metazoa, Arthropoda, Insecta, Diptera, Culicidae. The record is from RefSeq and is a predicted model, not a curated record. The transcript is spliced from 3 exons. Gene Ontology annotation, molecular function: protein binding.
UCGAAACGCAAAACAAGUUUUCCCCAAACCCCUUAGAAUCAUGUCCUCCCAGCUGGAACUGUCCUGGCCAGCCGAAUCCCAACAUGUGAUCUUCCGGGAGCUUGGUACACACUACACCCGACAGGGUCGCUACCGGGUGGCCACCAGCAACUUCGACAAAGCCGUCCAAGCCAAUCCGUAUGCCGUCGAUUGUCACUACCGCAAGAGUGUGGCCCAGUUCCGCAAUUCGGAUCUGCGGGAUGCCCUUGGGAGCACCCGGGAUGGGCUGGCCGUGGAAAGGGACGAACUGGAUCCCCGUGGGGAAGAUUUUCCCUGUUCGCUGCAGGACUGCCAGACGGUGUUUGAGCUGGACGAGUUUGAGGAGCAUGUGAAGGUGACGUCGAACCGGAGUAAGCAUUUCGAGGGCCACCGGUUGAAGGAUAUGCAGGCGGAGCUGCGGUUGGCUUUCCGGAAUUACGAGAAUGUUCUGGGGAAGCGCGCGGGGCCUUGCUUGUACCAGCAGAGGAGCCGGUUGCGGAUGAUCGAGGGAGAUGGUGGGCAGGUGAAGGCGGAGGAUCUUGAUGGUAAGAAGGAGUGCGACGCGGUAAGUGUAGUGGAGACGAUCGUGAGGGAGCCUCACGUUAGAGAAGUCAAGAGGAAAGAGAAAAAUUUGAGGAUGCUGGGACAGGUACAUCUAAAUAGUGGUUGGAAGGAUUUGGAAUUUUUGAGUUCAUUGAGGAAGGGUGGAGAGUGGGAAAAGGUGGUGAAUCUCGCGGAAGCAAAAGAGAGUUCGAAGGUUUUGUCGGAUACGAUCGAUCGUUGUUACGAUCGGGUAGAUGCAGGCUUGCGUAGUCUACAAGCGAGAACUCCGUUCUACACUUAUCGUCGAAAUCGAUUUGGAUCGAGUGAGAAAUCUGAUGCCUAUUUGUUGGACGAUAUGUUUAAAAUUCGGUACAAAACAUACAGAGACGUGCACAACCAGCUGGAUCGUAUGCAUGAGCUGCGUGAUCAGGGCAAAUUGGACCAGCUGCUAGCCUAUGUGAACGAUGUCCUGUGGUAUUACUACCAGACCAAAACGGAACGAGUCUUCCCGGAUCGAUACAAGUUUGUGAAUGAAGUUUGCAACCUGGUUGGCUUGGCUAUCGCGGAGAGUUACCAGAUACCUCCGACGCUGAUGGACGAGCGAUUGAAGGACCGCCUGGCGAUUCUGUUCAAUCUGCAACCGACGAAGGAUGAGGAUGACGUCGUCAUACCGAUUUUCGGUGACAAGUCUACUUAUCGUGAUCCGGCAGCUCCGGAUUAUGGUUACAUUGCUUAUAAGAACAAACUGACCGUGCUGGAGAAACGAAUUCCCUACUCACGGUACGCAAUCGAGCGGGCUUUCCUGUAUCACGAAAUGUGCCGCCACCAUCUGGAAGCGAGCAAGUUGGACGAAACUCGGAUCAUGGCACGACGGGUCAUAGAGGAAGCGACCCAAAGUGGAAGCAACUUGUGGAAGUUUUUGGGAAUUUUGGCCAUCGUUCGAGCCGAUUGCGCCCAGCUCAGUGUGGAAAAGUUGGCCGAUUCGCUGGAUGAGGCCGGUGAGGCUGCGUUGGCUCUGGAAGACGAACGACUGGAUCAUGUGGUUCAGGUCGCACGGAUUAUCAACUCUAAACUUAUGGCUCAAAAGAUGGAACAGCGGACGUCUCUCGAAAUCAAGCGUACUCAACUGGAGUAGAAACAAUUGGCGGAACUGCGUCCAACGCUUUGUUAAUCCCUGCAUUGAAAUCAAUAAACUCCCCGUGUGGUCUCAAGUAGACUCUCCAUUCUAACCCGAUAACCCGAUGCUCACUCGUCAAACACAAUUAGACGAAAGCACCUCUGAUUCUAAAUGCAAUUGAAAACUGUACUUUUAGAAUGCACUUGUAUCCCGCCGGCACCGAGCUGUUGAACUCCACCACACAAUGCAAUUGCACUUUUCCGAUAACCGACAGCAGGACACACAGUGCGACAUGGACGCACUAGUGUGGACCCACGAGGCAGAUGUUAGUCCGAAAUCGACCGGUACCGGUACAAUACUCUCAAGGACCACUUGUGGCUUGCGUUGGUAGUUUGACUGGUGGUGCUGCAUUUUUUUUCCUAGACACUGCACAGCACACCUUUCACAGCCCAUCAUCGAUAUGGAAAACAACGAACAUGGGUUUUGUGAGGGAACAUUUCAUACAAAAAAGGAACGAGAGUCCUUCACGCAUAUCGGUUCAUUCGCGGAACACAGGGAUGGCGAUUAUGAUAAGGGUGCAGCGCGCGAUGCCGAUGAUGGGCACGUGUCAAUAUCCCUGUG